Molecule: messenger RNA, 2878 nt
Organism: Equus quagga
Lineage: Eukaryota; Metazoa; Chordata; Mammalia; Perissodactyla; Equidae
Gene: SF3A1
Product: splicing factor 3a subunit 1
Exons: 16
Coding region: 77-2458 (793 amino acids)
Biological process (GO): mRNA cis splicing, via spliceosome; regulation of alternative mRNA splicing, via spliceosome
Cellular component (GO): catalytic step 2 spliceosome; U2-type prespliceosome; U2 snRNP
Molecular function (GO): protein binding; RNA binding
Source: RefSeq, a predicted model, not a curated record
CGGUGCGAGAAAACUCUUUCGACGCAGCAAGGCUCACCUACACUGAGGCGGACUGGCUGCCCUGAGCGUCGCAGUCAUGCCGGCCGGACCCGUGCAGGCGGUGCCCCCGCCGCCGCCCGUGGCCACCGAGCCCAAACAGCCCAUAGAAGAAGAACCAUCUUCAAAGGAGGAUUCUACCCCUUCCAAGCCAGUCGUGGGAAUUAUUUACCCUCCUCCAGAGGUCAGGAAUAUCGUUGACAAGACUGCCAGCUUUGUGGCCAGAAAUGGACCUGAAUUUGAAGCUAGAAUACGACAGAAUGAGAUCAACAACCCCAAGUUCAACUUCUUGAACCCCAAUGACCCUUACCAUGCCUAUUACCGUCACAAGGUCAGCGAGUUCAAGGAAGGGAAGGCUCAGGAGCCCUCGGCCGCCAUCCCCAAGGUUAUGCAGCAGCAGCAGCAAGCCACCCAGCAGCAGCUGCCCCAGAAGGUGCAAGCGCAGGUGAUCCAAGAGACCAUCGUGCCCAAAGAGCCCCCUCCCGAGUUUGAGUUCAUCGCAGACCCCCCUUCCAUCUCAGCCUUUGACCUGGAUGUGGUGAAGCUGACGGCUCAGUUUGUGGCUAGGAACGGGCGCCAGUUUCUGACCCAGCUGAUGCAGAAAGAGCAGCGCAACUACCAGUUUGACUUCCUCCGGCCACAACACAGCCUCUUCAACUACUUCACGAAGCUGGUGGAACAGUAUACCAAGAUCUUGAUUCCUCCUAAAGGCUUAUUCACAAAGCUCAAGAAAGAGGCCGAGAACCCCCGAGAAGUUUUGGACCAGGUGUGUUACCGAGUGGAAUGGGCCAAGUUCCAGGAGCGCGAGAGGAAAAAGGAAGAGGAAGAGAAGGAGAAGGAGCGGGUGGCCUAUGCACAGAUCGACUGGCAUGAUUUUGUGGUGGUGGAAACAGUGGACUUUCAACCCAAUGAGCAAGGGAACUUCCCUCCCCCGACCACCCCGGAGGAGCUGGGGGCCCGAAUCCUCAUUCAAGAGCGCUAUGAGAAGUUUGGGGAGAGUGAGGAGGUCGAGAUGGAGGUUGAGUCUGAUGAGGAGGACGAGAAACAGGAGAAGGCAGAGGAGCCGCCUUCCCAGCUGGACCAGGACACCCAAGUGCAAGACAUGGAUGAGGGUUCAGAUGAUGAAGAAGAAGGGCAGAAAGUGCCCCCACCCCCAGAGACACCCAUGCCGCCGCCUCUGCCCCCAACUCCAGACCAGGUCAUUGUCCGGAAGGACUAUGACCCCAAAGCUUCCAAGCCCCUGCCUCCAGCCCCUGCUCCAGAUGAGUAUCUCGUGUCCCCCAUCACGGGAGAGAAGAUCCCUGCCAGCAAAAUGCAGGAACACAUGCGCAUCGGGCUUCUCGACCCACGCUGGCUGGAGCAGCGUGAUCGCUCCAUCCGUGAGAAACAGAGCGACGAUGAGGUGUACGCACCAGGUCUGGAUAUUGAGAGCAGCUUAAAACAGUUGGCCGAGCGGCGUACCGACAUCUUCGGUGUGGAGGAAACAGCCAUCGGUAAGAAGAUCGGCGAGGAGGAGAUCCAGAAACCAGAGGAAAAGGUGACCUGGGAUGGCCACUCAGGCAGCAUGGCACGGACCCAGCAGGCUGCCCAGGCCAAUAUCACCCUCCAGGAACAGAUUGAGGCCAUCCACAAGGCCAAGGGCCUGGUGCCGGAAGAUGAUACCAAAGAGAAGAUUGGUCCCAGCAAGCCCAAUGAAAUCCCCCAGCAGCCACCGCCUCCAUCUUCAGCCACCAACAUCCCCAGCUCGGCCCCACCCAUCACCUCAGUGCCCCGGCCUCCUGCCAUGCCACCUCCUGUCCGCACCACAGUUGUGUCCGCAGUACCCGUCAUGCCUAGGCCCCCAAUGGCUUCAGUGGUCCGACUGCCCCCGGGCUCGGUGAUUGCCCCCAUGCCGCCUAUCAUCCAUGCGCCCAGGAUCAACGUGGUGCCCAUGCCUCCCUCGGCCCCUCCUAUCAUGGCACCCCGCCCACCCCCCAUGAUUGUGCCAACAGCCUUUGUGCCCGCUCCACCUGUGGCACCUGUCCCAGCUCCAGCCCCAAUGCCCCCUGUCCACCCCCCACCUCCCAUGGAAGAUGAGCCUGCCUCCAAGAAACUGAAGACAGAGGACAGCCUCAUGCCCGAAGAGGAGUUCCUCCGCAGGAACAAGGGUCCAGUAUCCAUCAAAGUCCAGGUGCCCAACAUGCAGGAUAAGACGGAAUGGAAGCUGAACGGACAGGUGCUGGUCUUCACCCUCCCACUCACAGACCAGGUCUCUGUCAUCAAGGUGAAGAUUCACGAAGCCACUGGUAUGCCUGCAGGGAAACAGAAGCUGCAGUAUGAGGGCAUCUUCAUCAAGGAUUCCAACUCACUGGCUUACUACAACAUGGCCAAUGGCGCUGUCAUCCACCUGGCCCUCAAGGAGAGAGGCGGGAGGAAGAAAUAGAAGAGAGAAACCUGCUUUCAGGUCCCAGCCACUGCCGUUUUGCCUCUCCUGUCCCCAGCCCCCUUCCACAGACCCAGAAGACCCUGCGUUGAACAUUUAUUUCCUCUUAGUAAGUUUGGAAAUUCAAAUUGUCCUGCGGAGUCGCCUUCCCCCUCCUCCCUCCCCAUACUGAUCAGAGAGGGCUUCUAAGCCUUGCUUCUCCCCAGUGGUCUCUGGAAUCCGUUUGUGUUUGCGUCUUGAUUUGAGGGCGCUCACUUCUUCAGGCAGCCCAUUAAGAAAUGUGAACCCAGGGAUGUCCUGCGAGAUAGUGUCAGAGUGCCAAGUGGCAUUUGGCUGAUAGGGUAUGGUCGUUAUCAUUAUUAAUCAUUUUGUAUCUUGCCAUGGGCUAUCUAAUAAACCUCUUGGAUCCUUCUUGUGAAA